UAGGACGGCACAGCCCAGUCAGAUGCAUCCUGACUGGCGGGAAUGCUAGCGUCUCACUGCGCUGGACUGGGGAGUUGCAUCAUGAGGUGACCCGGUGUACACGAGAUUUUCCCCAGGUAUAAGUAUACCUCGGAGCAGGUCAUGAGAGAGGCAAACUGGAAAACUGCAUCGUUGGUAAAGAAGGUGCGUCACAAUGUUGUUCAGAGCACCUGUCUUUUUGGGACUAGCUGGGCCCGCUUUUGGUAGCGUCUUGGUCCGACGUCAGGCUUCUUCUCUGGAUAGCUGUCCUGGGUAUGCGGCGAGUAAUGUCCAGGAUGAUGGGGCCAGGGUUAUGGCAGAUUUAACCCUUGCUGAGCCACCGUGCAAUGUUUAUGGCGAGGAUUUGACGGACUUGAAGUUGGAGGUAGAGUAUCAGUCCGAAAGCCGCCUACACGUUAAGAUCUAUGAUGCGGAAGAGCAAAUCUACCAAGUCUCGGAAUCGGUCUUCCCAAGGCCAUCAAGCGAAGACGUCGACCCGUCGGAUUCCGCGCUUGCUUUCUCAUGGACAGAGAGCCCGUUUUCUUUCGCUGUGACGAGGAAGAGCACGAACGAGACGUUGUUUGAUUCUUCGGCUGCUAGUCUGGUAUUUGAAAGUCAGUAUCUGAGACUGAGGACGGGGCUGCCGGAUUCUCCGCAUCUCUAUGGGUUGGGAGAACAUACGGAUCCGUUUCAGUUGAAUACUACGAAUUAUACGAGGACGCUCUGGAAUCGAGAUGCCUACGGUACGCCUAACGGCACCAACCUAUAUGGCGAUCACCCCAUUUACUUCGACCACCGGGGCUCUUCUGGCACUCAUGGCGUCUUCUUGCUCAAUUCAAAUGGCAUGGACAUCAGGAUCGAUAACACUGACGGGCAGUAUCUGGAGUACAAUGCCCUUGGUGGAAUCAUAGAUCUAUACUUCCUUGCCGGGCCGACACCGAAAGACGUCAGCGUCCAAUAUGCAGAGGUUGCAGGCACGCCCGUUAUGCAGCCUUACUGGGGUUUUGGUUUCCAUCAGUGCAAGUAUGGCUACAGAGAUGUGUUCAUGGUCGCGGAAGUUGUGGCCAAUUAUUCGCAAGCGAAUAUUCCGCUGGAGACUAUGUGGACGGAUAUCGAUUACAUGGACCUUAGACGGGUCUUCACUCUCGAUCCGGAAAGGUUCCCACUCCACAUGGUCCGCGAGUUGGUCGACUACCUCCACGCUCACCAACAGCACUACGUCGUCAUGGUCGAUCCAGCCGUGGCGGCACUCGACUACGAAGCCUACAACAAUGGCGUCGAUCUCGACAUCUUUCAGAAGAAUCCAAACGGGUCGAUUUAUACUGGCGUGGUAUGGCCUGGUCCUACGGUUUUCCCUGAUUGGUUCCACCCAAGCACUCAGCAGUACUGGAACAAUGAGUUCCUUCAGUUCUUCGAUCCGGAGACAGGCGUUGAUAUCGAUGCGUUGUGGAUCGAUAUGAACGAACCAGCGAAUUUCUGUCCGUACCCUUGUGCGGAUCCCCAAGGCUUUGCCGAAGAGGCAGGAAAUCCACCCGAGCCGCCACCGGUCCGUAACAAUUCAGGCCGCAUUAUCCCCGGCUUUCCAGCCGACUUCCAGCCACCAGGGCAAUCGAAACGCUCUCUUCACGCACGGCACUCUGAUCGGGGAGACACUCCCACCGGCCUCCCCGGCCGAGAUCUCAUCAACCCGCAAUACGAGAUCCAUAACGCUGCUGGCUCAAUCAGCAACUUGACCCUUCCAACCGAUAUUCAGAACUAUGAUGGAACGCAUCAGUAUGAUACGCACAACCUUUACGGACUGAUGAUGUCGAUUGCUUCCAGGAACGCAUUGCUUGCUCGACGACCGAACAGGCGUCCUUUGAUCAUUACUCGGUCUACUUUCGCAGGGGCGGGUAGUCACGUAGGGAAGUGGCUUGGAGACAAUCUGUCUAUCUGGGACCAUUACCGUAUCAGCAUAGCCAACAUCCUCGAAUUUGCCGCGCUCUUCCAACUUCCCAUGGUCGGCGCCGACGUGUGCGGGUUUGGAAACAAUGCUACCGAACCUCUUUGCGCACGAUGGGCCACGCUCGGUGCCUUUUAUCCCUUCUACCGCAACCACGCUGGCCUCGACUCCAUUCAGCAAGAAUUUUACAUCUGGCCCACUGUCGCUGAAGCCGCUCGCAAUGCUAUCAGCGUCAGGUAUCGCUUGCUCGAUUACAUAUACACGCAUUUACACCGACAAUCUACUAGCGGGUUGCCUAUGCUCAAUCCUCUGUUCUUCCAUUAUCCCGAGGACGAGAAUGCGUUUGCUAUCCAGCAUCAGUUCUUCUACGGCGACGACGUCUUGGUCAGCCCAGUGACUGAGGAGAACGGAACAGAUGUCUCGAUUUACCUGCCGAACGAGAUCUUCUACGACUACUGGACGCAUGAGAGAAUCCAAGGGAGUGGGAGUUGGAUCCAGCUGACGGAUAUCCCGUUCACGUCCAUCCCGCUACACAUCCGCGGCGGCUCUAUCAUUCCUCUACGAGCCGAGUCAGCUAAUACCACAACGGAGCUCCGCAAGCAAGACUUCGUCAUCUGGAUCGCGCCGAAUGCUUCGAACCAGGCCGUCGGCUCGCUGUAUCUCGAUGAAGGUGAUGCACUUGUGCAGGACGCUACGUCGGAGAUAAACUUUAGCUACGAUAAUGGGCUGUUCAAGAUGACGGGCACUUUCGGCUACCAGACCGAUGCGGCGAUUAAGAAUAUUACUGUGUUGGGAGGGAACGCGUCCGGAAACGAGACGCAGCAGUAUGAACAGUCGAGCAGAGCGAGUGCGAUUCAAGGACCGAUUAGCUUGAAUGGGGAGUAUAGCCAUAGCUUCUAGCGUUAAGGCGGAAGAUGGCGUGGUUGUAGCGGUACAAGGCGGAUGUAAAUAGCCCCCUAGGAUUGGACAAAAAGUGAUUCGUUUUGAC
This is a messenger RNA of Trematosphaeria pertusa, 2948 nucleotides long. Its product is annotated as glycoside hydrolase family 31 protein. NCBI's taxonomy places the organism in Eukaryota, Fungi, Ascomycota, Dothideomycetes, Pleosporales, Trematosphaeriaceae. The transcript is spliced from 7 exons. Gene Ontology annotation, molecular function: hydrolase activity, hydrolyzing O-glycosyl compounds; carbohydrate binding. Gene Ontology annotation, biological process: carbohydrate metabolic process. Bases 194 to 2860 code for a protein of 888 amino acids. The record is from RefSeq and is a predicted model, not a curated record.